AUGGCAGGACUUUGUCUUGUUUACUUUGGACUUAUCAUCUGGAGGGACCAAUCACUGGAUUACAGAGUAAAUAUCUUCCUUCGUCAGAAAUGGAACGAACCUCGCCUUGCAUAUAGUGAAUACCCUGAUGAUUCUUUAGACCUAGACCCUUCCAUGUUGGAUUCCAUUUGGAAACCUGAUCUAUUCUUUGCCAAUGAAAAGGGCGCCAACUUUCAUGAAGUUACAACAGACAACAAAUUGCUAAGAAUUUUCAAAAAUGGAAAUGUUCUUUAUUCAAUAAGAUUGACAUUAACACUGUCCUGUCCAAUGGAUCCCCAAAAUUUUCCAAUGGAUGUUCAAACAUGUAUAAUGCAAUUGGAAAGCUUUGGGUACACAAUGAAUGAUCUCAUUCUUGAAUGGCAAGAUGAAGCACCCGUACAAGUGGCAGAAGGACUUACUUUGCCCCAAUUUCUGUUGAAAGAAGAGAAAGAUUUACGAUACUGCACUAAACAUUACAAUACAGGAAAGUUCACAUGUGUCGAAGCACGAUUCCAUCUUGAACAACAAAUGGGAUACUAUCUAAUUCAGAUGUAUGUUCCCCAUCUCCUGAUUAUUAUUCUCUCCUGGGUUUCAUUCUGGAUUAAUAUGGAUGCGGAUCCGGCCAGGGUCGCUUUGGGAAUAACCACUGUGCUGACUAUGACCACAUACAGUUCGGGAUCCCAAGCCUCCCUACCAAAGGCAGCCAGUGAAAACCCUGUGGAUCCCAACAGCACACUGUCCUAUACAGUACUGGAUGACGAGCCCCUCGGGCUGGAAGCCGACCAGAACACAUGGUGGUCACAGCAAUGGACUCAAGCCGACCGACAAUCAUGA
Loxodonta africana (African savanna elephant) is the source of this 852-nucleotide messenger RNA. Its product is annotated as glycine receptor subunit alpha-3-like. Gene Ontology annotation, biological process: response to amino acid; chloride transmembrane transport; chemical synaptic transmission. The record is from RefSeq and is a predicted model, not a curated record. Gene Ontology annotation, cellular component: plasma membrane; neuron projection; synapse. Gene Ontology annotation, molecular function: transmitter-gated monoatomic ion channel activity involved in regulation of postsynaptic membrane potential; excitatory extracellular ligand-gated monoatomic ion channel activity; transmembrane signaling receptor activity. The transcript has 6 exons. Bases 1 to 852 code for a protein of 283 amino acids. Lineage: Eukaryota; Metazoa; Chordata; Mammalia; Proboscidea; Elephantidae.